This is a messenger RNA of Acanthamoeba castellanii str. Neff, 1374 nucleotides long. RefSeq lists its product as uncharacterized. The transcript is spliced from 2 exons. The coding region runs from base 1 to 1374 and encodes 457 amino acids. The record is from RefSeq and is a predicted model, not a curated record. NCBI's taxonomy places the organism in Eukaryota, Discosea, Longamoebia, Acanthamoebidae.
AUGAAGAAGAUCAAGACCGCGAGCAGUAAGGCCACGCAGAAGCUGAAGCGCACUUUCUCCAAGCUGGCCCACAGGAACAAGGGCGGCGGAGGUGGGGGCCUGCAGCAUGCCGCCGCGGAACGCGACCGUGCGCGAGCCGAAGGCCUCCACGCCGGUUCGUCGAUGGACGCUGCCGCCCUCGGCUACGUCGCACCGCCGGCCGAGGUGCCGGCCACCGGUCUGGAGUGGGCCGCUGCCGCCGGGGUGAUGCCGCGCGAGCAGUGGGCGGUCCACCUGCGCGACCUCGAGACAAGCAGCGGCGGCGUGGGAGGGCGCUACCUCAGCGGCAGCAGUGCGGCGCGACGCGGUGAUGACGAAGAGGGCGAAGAGGGGGUCCAACAGCGAGAGGAGGAGCGGCGACGAAGGCGCGAGAAGCGGGAGAAGAGGGAGAAGGAGUCGCGGCGAAGGCGACGACGCGAGGAGGCGGAGGCCGAUGAGAGGAAGGCCGCGAGGCGCAACAGUCGACACAGCCACAGGAGCCGACGGUCGAGCAGCGAGGAGGACAGCAGCAGCAGCAGCAGCAGUGGCGACAGUUCGUCGGAGAGGGCGCGGGAGCGGGAGGAGAGACGCCGGAAGAGGGAGAAGGAGAAGAGGAGGCGCCAGAGGGAGCGCGACGAGAGGGAAGAGCCGCGGCGGCGAAAGCGGGAGAGCCGCCGCGGGUCGCUCGAGGCCAGGCGCCUACGGAACGUCGACGUGGCCGACUACGAACCGCAGGUGCCCGUCGAGGAGGACGAGGAGUCGUACCACCGCGACCCGUCGACGGCCACCUCGGACGGCGAAGCGCGAAGCACUGAGUCAGUGGCCAACGUGGCCGAACUGGAGGACGUGCUGGACGAGGCGCGCGUGAAGAGCCCCCCACGCGACCGACCGUCGGAGCGCGACGAGGGGGCGGACGAUGACGACGAGGACGGCUACGAGGACUACUACGACUACGCGAGCUCGGGUCCCAUCGGCGCCGGGAUGACGGAGAGCGACGGCUCGCUCGUGGUGUCGACACAGCUCGACCGGCUCCCGCCUCCCGCGAGAGCACCAAACGCCGGGGCGGGCGAGCUGGGCAAGCCCAUGCUCACGUCGCUCGGGGUGUCGCCACCGCCCGACGACGAUGACGCGAGCGGCGAUUGCGAUGAGGAAGCGGCGAAGAUGGGCACGGAGGGCGGGACGGGCGUGACGGAGCUGCAGGAGAUGGUGAUGAGCCCUGCGAAGCAGCAGCUCCUGGAGAGCGCGGGCGGAGAUGCGGCUCUGACGAAGCGAAGGGCGUCGGAGGUCUUCCUCUCCGACACGGACAGCGGUGCUCGUCGCGAAAGCGCGCCGGGCGGCGACGCUGCCCACAGCUGA